UCCGUUUAGUCUGGAUAGUGGAAAGUGGAAAACCCUAAAAUUCUCCGCGGAAUUCGUUAUCUUCACGCCCACUUGCAUAUACUCAGCUUAAGCUCUAAGCCCUAAAGUCCUUUUUUUUUUUUUUUUUUAUCGUUUUGCAAUUCUAUUUCUAGCGGUUUUUUUUGGAUUGGUUCGGAUGCUUCUUUUGUGGGUUUUGAAUCAGAAAUGGUGACGCUCAGCGCCUCCUUCACUGCUUGGAUCGAUCACUUCCUUGCUUGCAUGGGUGGUUGUUUUGGAUGCUGCACUAAACCCACUCCAAUUAUUGCUGUGGAUGAGCCAUCAAAAGGAUUGAGAAUUCAAGGGCGAACAGUGAACAAACCUAUCAUCUCAGAUGGUUUUUGGAGCAGCAGUACAUGUGACGUGGACAACAGUGCUUUCCAGUCCCAGAGAAGUAUCUCAUCGACCAGCGCAUCAAACCAAACCUUCAACCAUGGCAGUGGGGUUGUUAACACAAGCAGCAGCCAUCCAGAAUUUGUAAAUCAUGGUCUUCUCCUCUGGAAUCAAACCAGGCUUCAGUGGAUUGAAAAUGGGAGAUCUGGGGAUCAAACCCAGCAAAAUGGGGCACGACGAUUAGGUUGGAAUACGUCUUAUGAAAGUUUACUUGGAAGCAAACAACCUUUCCCUCAACGCAUUCCUCUCACUGAAAUGGUAGAAUUUCUUGUGGAAAUAUGGGAUCACGAGGGUUUGUAUGAUUGAGACGGUGAUCAACACGAGCCUGCUAUUUUGUAUACUAAGAAGAUGCUUUAUCUUUGUAAAUUUUAUCAGACCUUGGUGUAUAGCGAGGAGCAAAGAAGAAAGCAAAAAGAGAAAACAAGUUUAUCUAUUUCAAUUGUAAUAUUACUAAUCGAUAUUUUUCUGACCCCCUUUUUAACCUGUAUAUGCCCCUCCAUAAACUAAAGUGUUUUUAACCCGAGUUUGUGAGUUCACUGAGCUUAAGAUAUUUCUUUGAUUUCCUUA
Messenger RNA from Ziziphus jujuba (common jujube), 996 nucleotides. RefSeq lists its product as uncharacterized. The record is from RefSeq and is a predicted model, not a curated record. The transcript has 5 exons. NCBI's taxonomy places the organism in Eukaryota, Viridiplantae, Streptophyta, Magnoliopsida, Rosales, Rhamnaceae. Bases 205 to 735 code for a protein of 176 amino acids.